Molecule: messenger RNA, 1345 nt
Organism: Corythoichthys intestinalis (scribbled pipefish)
Lineage: Eukaryota; Metazoa; Chordata; Actinopteri; Syngnathiformes; Syngnathidae
Exons: 6
Coding region: 112-873 (253 amino acids)
Cellular component (GO): membrane
Source: RefSeq, a predicted model, not a curated record
AUUGGUUUGGAAUGAGGUUGUUUCCGGGAACUAGUCAAAACUCAGCCAAGGGCGGACGCCACAACUUGACUGAAUUUGAGGUCCACUGAUUUUGAAUCCACACAAAAGAGGAUGUCGGUGGCUAUGACCAAGGCGGACGGAGUCACGAUGCUGACUCUGACCACCGACCCCAAAAGUAGCUGGCCCCCGCUGUGUCAGAUUCUGGGAGGCCUGUGUUACAGCCCCGUUUGUUGCUCGGUGUCCCGUCACUUGAGAGGUGUCAUGGGGACCUCACAGUCAGUUUUGGGGGCGCUGCACAUCAUGACUGGUCUCCUUAGCAUCGGCCUGGGGGCCAUACUCAUGAGCAACGGAGGCGUUUCCCGUUGGGAAAUGGAUUUUACGGGUUUUCCUCACUGGUUAGGAGCGCUGUUCAUUCUCUUCGGUAUCAUCUGCAUUUUGUCCGAGAAGUUCCCUAGUCCGUGUCUGGUGCUGGUCAACGUCAUUUUAAACUUUUCAGGAAUCGCCUUCGCCAUCGCCGGCAUUGUCCUUUACUCCAACAACUUGGCCAGAAUCUACCUGUGGGGUUUUUGUGGGAAGUACGAUGAUGAUUAUUAUGUCAGACAGCAUCCCACCCCAGAUCCCGCCGGGGUUAAGUACAAGCUCCGCUGCUUGGAGGGAAAAGACAUGAUUUUGAUGCUGGCGCGAGGCAUCAACGGCGUGGCCAUCGUGCUGUGCGUCCUGGAACUCUGCCUGGUCAUCAGCUCCUUCGUAUUGGCCAUCAAAUCUCUGUGCCGAAGGGGACGCGACGACAACGGGGACGUCCGACAACAGGAGGGUCAUGACCAGCCGGACAGUGUAUACAAGCCGCUCCUGAAUGAAGGCGAGGAGGCCUAAAUGUUCCUCUCUUCCCUCCUCUAAUUGCACCUUAUAUGCUCUUUUGCAUCUUGAAUUUAUAUCAAACUAAAAAAAAAAGUUAUUUUCCAUUUGAUUACAUUUGAUUUAUUAUUGUGUUUAUGUUACAUUUUGGUAUAAGUAAUCACUGGUUGUGUUUUUUUUUUUGUUUUUUUUUUACUCAAUGCUAUCACAUUAGCUUGUCAAGACAUAGUGACAAAUAGUCUUUUUUUCUCUCUGUUUUAGUCCAAGAUAAUUAUGUUUACUGUUAUUCAUUUUUCUAUGUAUGACAAUAUUUACUUUGUUUAUUUUUAUAUUUAAUCCUAAAUGUAAACACAAAUAUUCAAAAAUAACAAUCAUAUCAAAUCACUCUUCUUAUGCAUUACGAUGGCCACUAGAGGGAGACAGUGCGUGUGAUUGGUUUGGAAUGAGGGAGAGACAGCGAGAGCCAAAAGUGGUAUUUAUUUGCCAUGUG